Oncorhynchus nerka (sockeye salmon) is the source of this 3159-nucleotide messenger RNA. It is a transcript of the gene asb14b, whose product is annotated as ankyrin repeat and SOCS box containing 14b. The record is from RefSeq and is a predicted model, not a curated record. Gene Ontology annotation, molecular function: protein binding. The transcript has 9 exons. Bases 956 to 2800 code for a protein of 614 amino acids. Lineage: Eukaryota; Metazoa; Chordata; Actinopteri; Salmoniformes; Salmonidae. Gene Ontology annotation, biological process: intracellular signal transduction.
CAGUAUGUGAUGCCUGCCUAUGGCCACUGGGAGGUGCGUGUGUGUGGGCGUGCGUGCGUGUGUUUGUGUCAAUCAAUUGAGCUGUGGGUAGAGUUGCAGUGUGCUCAGUGGGUCAGAGCCAGGUGCAGGGUGGGAAGGUCCCGUGAUCAGAUAUAAAUAGCUGGGGAGAUAUACAUAGACAUGCUUUGGAAGCUUAGUGUGAUUGACCCACUGAAGAUUGUAGGGCCAUCGGAGAAACAGCCUGUUGACUGAAGGUAAACAGAAAACAAAAGACAUAAUCCUCUGGGAGGUUUAAGGAUGGAAUGGUGUGGUGCCUGAAUGCCAUUGUUCAUCUGAAAUGGUGUGAUAUGGUGCCAUGUAGUUGUUGAACUUGGAGUGGCCAUUGCAUGCUCAAUUUACAGUAAGUGGCUUGAUAACUGUUGAAUAAUAGCUUUUUUAAUCCUGAAUGUUUUAUCCACAGUUCCCUAUAAAGGCUGAUGUAGUUUUCAAUGUGCGAUACCCAACACUACAGCCACACAUAUAAUGCACCAACCCAUGCCUGUUUAGCCUUUAUUGCACUAUACUGUCAUCAUCAAAGUCACCCCACAGCAGAGAACUGGGGCAGCUAUUUCAAGCAGAACACAACCAUUAAGCAUGUAAAUAUACUGUAAUGUAUCAAUGUAUUAUCUUGUUUUCUAUGUAUGUGAAAUGAUAGUCAGCACAAACUCACAAAAAUUACAGUGUGCAACAUGGCUGCAAUGCUCUCCAGUUUUACUAUUGUCUAUGAAAUGUCUGCCGAGGUCCUGUUGGUAUUUGAGGCUGCUGGCUGGUCAUGUGUAUGGUCCCUGCCCUGGUAGGUAACAUGUUGCCCCUUUAAAAUACCAGUAGUUGAACAGUGAAUGAAGGUUCUUAACAUAAUGUCUCCCCAACUCAAGUUAGUAGUUUCCUGGUGAGUUGACCCUUCCUGGAGUGACAGAUGAACUCCGAGACAGAGGCAGGAUAUGUUUUUGACCAACCAGAAGAGGACGAGGUCACACAGUAUAUGAUUGAACAGAGCCUUCUGAAAUACAACAAGCACAAAGGCUCACUCCCUAAUGACCCUGCAGGCCCUGAAGGUGAUCCUGAUGAGGUCUUUACAGUGAUAAAGGAAGGUAAUGAGGAGGCCCUAAUAAGGCUAGCUGAGCAACCAGGAGCCAUGUCCAGAGUAGACGACAGAGGAUGGAUCCCGUUACAUGAGGCCGCAGUGCAGGAGAAGAAAAGUAUACUGGAGAUCGUCUUCUCAGCUUCCCCCCAGGGCGCAGAGCAGUGCCGGACUCUGAAAGGAGAGACACCUCUCUUCCUGGCUGUAGUGUGCGGCCUGAGGGAAAACGCUACGUUCCUGCUUCAGAACGGAUGCUGUCCAGACCUCCAGAACGAUGACGAGGAAUCUCCACUUGUGGCAGCUCUAGUAAAUGACCAAUACGAUUGUGCAUCGCUCCUGCUUCGCUGCAAUGCCAAGGUGGACCAAACAGGAGAUCUGGAGCGGACCGCCCUCCAUGAGGCAUCCCUCCUGGGUCUGGACAAUUUUGUUAACCUGCUACUGCAUUCCGGAGCCGACCCAAACGCAAGGGAUGUUGACAAGCUGACCCCACUGGCACUGGCUGCAGAGACAGGGCACCUUAACGUAGUGGAGGUCCUGCUACAGAAAGGUGUGUGUGUCUGUGUGUGUGUGUGUGUCUGGACCAUAUGGAGUGAUUCACUUUCUGUCUCUCCUCUCUCUCUAUCCUUUUCUCUCGCUCUCUCUGUCACUCUGUCAGGAGCCAGCGUGCAGUCUCAGACAGAGGGCUCUGUGCUGUUUGAGGCGGUUGCAUCAGGUAAUCCUGACAUCAUCUCUCUGCUGCUGGACUAUGGGGCAGAGCCCGACAUGCCCAACCACAGUGGGCACCUACCCAUCCACCGUGCUGCAUAUCAUGGGCAUCUGUUGGUGUUGGAACGGUUGAUCUCAGCAACAAAGAUGGAGGCAGUGAAGAAGAGUGGUAUGAGUCCCCUCCACUCUGCUGCUGCUGGGGGACACACCCAGUGCCUGGAGGUCCUUCUCAAUGCAGGCUACGACCCCAACUUCAUGCUGCACCCACGCGUGCGCAAUAAAUACGAUGACGAACGCAGGUCGGCUCUCUACUUUGCUGUAUCGAACAACGAUGUCCAGUCCACCCGUCUGCUGCUGGAGGCUGAGGCCAUGGUCAACCAGGACCCUGUCAACUGUCUACAGGUGGCUCUGCGGCUGGGCAACUAUGAGCUUAUAAACACUCUGCUGAGGUACGGUGCUAACGCCAGCUACUAUUCUCGUGUCAACACAACACACUUCCCAUCAGCACUGCAGUAUGCGCUGAAAGAUGAGGUCAUGCUGAGGAUGCUUCUCAACCAUGGAUACGAUGUACAGCGCUGCUUUGACUGUCCCUAUGGAGACAGUUCCCAUGACUACGCACCCUGGACGACCUCGUUCACCAAAGACAUGGUGUUCUGUGAGGUGAUAACAGUCAAGUGGCUGAAACACAUCUCGGCACAGGUAGUGCGCAUCAUGCUAGACUACACAGACCACGUCACCCUCUGUGUCACACUCAAGGAAUGCCUGAAGACACAGAAACAGUGGCCUGAGAUAUGCUAUAUCCAAGAGAAUGUGCGCAGCCUGAAGCACCUGUGUCGGCUGCGUAUCCGGGACUGCCUGAGCCGUCUGCAUCUGCGAUCCCCAGCCUUCAUCAGCUUCAUGCCUCUCCCCAACAGGCUUAAGGACUACCUCCGAUACAGAGAGUACGACAUCUACAGCAGGGGCAGCCCUGAUUGAUAACAUAAUGGCACUCUCUAAGAAAGUUCCAGUUCCUUAUCAGUUUGUCUGGACCUUGUUUACUUUUGUAAGUGUGUGCCUCUUUAGUUCCUACUCGAGGAUCAACAAACAAGCAAUAUUCUCUCCCUUUUUUCCUACUCUGAAUGCAUGUCAUGUCAUAGGCAGCACAAUGUGUGUUGCUUCUAGGUUGAGCAUUUUGGGUCACUGAACCAACUGGGAUAAGCUUGUUUGGUUAAAAUUAUAUUUUUGUAUAAUUAUUGAAUUUGUAAGGAAUGACACACUUAGGGAUUAUGUGUAAUGUCCUAUUUUUAUCUGUGAUCUAUAAUAAUUGUAUUUUGUCAUUAAACAUUUGAACAGAA